AUGUUUAUAAAUGAUCAAUAGUCAGGCUGUAAAAAUAUUAUUCCAGGGCUAAGGGGCAUACCGCUUUGGCGAACUGAUGAAUUCCCCUGGAUUAAAGAGCUGGAAUAGCACUCUGAUACCAUCAAGCAAGAGUUGCUGUUAAUCUUUGAUGGGAAGUAGUUCAAACCAAAUGGGCUGAUUCUACGAGCCUUGCAAUAAGAUAUAGAGCAAAGCGAUUAAGAAAGUGAGGAUUUAACUGAUCAUUUUUGGAAUAGCUACUAACUUUUCAGCCCUGUUUUAGACUUAACACAAGAGUAGCUAAGGAUACCGAAGACUACAAACAUUUUGAGAAGUGUCAUUAAGAACUAAAAGGAAAAAGCAGCGUUUAGUUUGAGUGUUGAGAAGUUCAGACAAGAACCUCAUCAUGGUGAUUAGAAUUAUAUCUUGAGAUUCGUCUACCCUAUAAUGGGAGGAGAAGGAACCUAGAUCAAAGUAGGAGAUGAGUAUAAGUAUUAUUAAGAAGGUUAAAUGUUUGUAGUUGAUGAUUCAUUUCUUCAUUAAGUCAUUGAUGAAGGAGAUGAUGUAAGAAUUUAACUAAUUUUAGAUAUUUGGCACCCAGAUUUAAAUGAUGAAGAAAUUAAAAUACUUGAGAUUAUGGAUAGAGCUUUUGAAAGAUUAAAAUUGCUGUAGAGUUUUAGCUAUUAUUAGAUUCCACUUAAUAAUGAAUUAUAAGAGCUCUAAAAUAGAAUAGAUGAACUUGACCACAAUUGA
Stylonychia lemnae is the source of this 750-nucleotide messenger RNA. NCBI's taxonomy places the organism in Eukaryota, Ciliophora, Spirotrichea, Sporadotrichida, Oxytrichidae. The record is from the annotation of a GenBank genome assembly.